Oncorhynchus nerka (sockeye salmon) is the source of this 2018-nucleotide messenger RNA. RefSeq names its product serine/threonine-protein kinase PAK 3-like. The record is from RefSeq and is a predicted model, not a curated record. NCBI's taxonomy places the organism in Eukaryota, Metazoa, Chordata, Actinopteri, Salmoniformes, Salmonidae. Gene Ontology annotation, molecular function: protein serine/threonine kinase activity; ATP binding. The transcript is spliced from 16 exons. Gene Ontology annotation, cellular component: cytoplasm. Gene Ontology annotation, biological process: regulation of MAPK cascade; intracellular signal transduction; regulation of actin cytoskeleton organization. Bases 211 to 1920 code for a protein of 569 amino acids.
AGCAGCCAGUGAAGAAUCCAGCCUGCCAAACAAGACUGAGUUUGGGGUCAGGAACCGGUCUGACAAGAGAAUGGCAGUCCUGCACGUAAACUGUCAAUAGGACUGUAUAUUUGAGGAUGAACCUACCAGAACACUGGUUCCAAAGUCGACACACCGAACAAGAGAAUGAAUGUCAAGACAUAUUUCAGGAGAUUGUGAGUGUGACUAAAGAUGUCCGAUAGAGUCGAUAUUGAAGAGAAACCGCCAGCCCCUCCCUUGAGAAUGAACAGUAGUUCCCGAGACUCUACAUCAGUGAAUCACGGCUCCAAACCUCUCCCAAUGGCUCCUGAAGAGAAGAACAAGAAGGUCCGCCUGCGCUCCAUCUUCCCUGGAGGAGACAAGACGAACAAGAAGAAGGAGAAGGAGCGCCCUGAGAUCUCCCUGCCCUCAGACUUUGAGCACACCAUCCAUGUUGGCUUUGAUGCUGUUACAGGGGAGUUCACUGGCAUCCCAGAGCAGUGGGCGCGGCUCCUUCAGACCUCCAACAUCACCAAGCUGGAGCAGAAGAAGAACCCUCAGGCCGUGCUGGACGUGCUCAAGUUCUACGACUCCAAAGAGACUGUCAACAACCAGAAAUACAUGAGCUUCACCCCCGGAGACAAGUCAGCACAGGGAUACAUUGCAGCCAACACUCUGAACCGACUGCUGUCGUCUGGGCCUCCUGUCAGCCUUAGAACCUGCAGUGCAUUAUUUGACAAGGGUGCAAAGACAUCCACAGACCCCCCUAUAGCACCCCCUGUGUCAGAGGAGGAGGAGGAGGAGGAGGAAGAGGAGGAGGACGAUGAUGACGAUGAGCCACCACCCGUCAUCGCACCUCGACCUGAGCACACUAAAUCUAUCUACACCCGCUCUGUCAUCGAGCCCUUGGCGCCUCCCACCCCUGUGAAGGAGGUCACAACCCCGCCAGAGUCCCAGGUCCAGCCGGAGAACACGUCCAGCACUCUGUACCGCCACACCGAUCGGCAGAGGAAGAAGUCCAAGAUGACAGACGAGGAGAUUCUGGAGCGACUUAGAAGCAUUGUGAGUGUGGGGGACCCCAAAAAGAAGUACACACGCUUUGAGAAAAUAGGACAAGGGGCAUCUGGCACUGUGUACACAGCCAUUGACAUUGCUACUGGCCAGGAGGUGGCCAUUAAGCAGAUGAACCUCCAACAGCAGCCUAAGAAGGAGCUGAUCAUCAACGAGAUCCUGGUGAUGAGGGAAAACAAAAACCCCAACAUAGUCAACUACCUGGACAGUUACCUGGUAGGGGAUGAGCUAUGGGUGGUGAUGGAAUACCUGGCUGGAGGUUCACUGACUGACGUGGUGACUGAGACCUGCAUGGACGAGGGCCAGAUCGCUGCAGUCUGCAGAGAAUGUCUGCAGGCUCUGGACUUCCUGCACUCCAACCAGGUGAUCCACAGAGACAUCAAGAGUGACAACAUCCUGCUGGGCAUGGAUGGCUCAGUCAAGCUCACCGACUUUGGGUUCUGUGCCCAGAUCACCCCAGAGCAGAACAAGCGAAGCACCAUGGUGGGCACGCCCUAUUGGAUGGCACCCGAGGUCGUGACCCGUAAGGCCUACGGGCCCAAGGUGGACAUCUGGUCCCUGGGUAUCAUGGCUAUAGAGAUGGUGGAGGGAGAACCUCCCUACCUUAAUGAGAACCCUCUCAGGGCUCUGUACCUAAUCGCCACCAACGGGACUCCAGAGCUGCAGAACCCUGAGCGUCUGACCUCCGUGUUCAGAGACUUCCUCAACCGCUGCCUGGAGAUGGACGUGGACCGCAGAGGCUCAGCCAAGGAGCUCCUCCAGCAUUCAUUCCUGAAGUUAGCCAAGCCUCUGUCCAGCCUGAGCCCUCUGAUUGUAGCAGCCAAGGAGGCCAUAAAAAACAGCAGCCGCUAGAGGGCGCCAUGUGUCCACACACAGAGCUGGACCCUGCUCCAUGGUGUUGUGUGACAGAGAGACAGCACAAGGACAGACCAGUAACCAACCCCCCUGCU